Aegilops tauschii subsp. strangulata is the source of this 2781-nucleotide messenger RNA. RefSeq names its product receptor protein kinase-like protein ZAR1. Gene Ontology annotation, molecular function: protein binding; ATP binding; protein kinase activity. NCBI's taxonomy places the organism in Eukaryota, Viridiplantae, Streptophyta, Magnoliopsida, Poales, Poaceae. The record is from RefSeq and is a predicted model, not a curated record. Gene Ontology annotation, biological process: protein phosphorylation.
CGUGUCAGCGCGUGGGUGGGAAAGGAUAACAGAAAAAGAGCCGAGCCUCGACAGAAACAGUACACUAUAGCGAGUAAGCUGCAUCAUUGAGCUUGCUAUCAAUUAGCAUGCGCGGAUCCAUAGUUGGUAGUAGCUGCGGUGCAUGCAAUUUGGCCCAGUCAUGCAUGCCACGCCCACCUGUAUCAUAUCAGGCCUUAAAUACGCUUCGCCAACCGGGCGCAACCACAACCAACUCUCUCUCUCCCAGUGCACGCACACUGGCACGAUUAUUGUUGCACAUUUCCCUCUGCCUCUCCACACGCUCAGUGGCGAGCGAGCUAUCUGGCUGAACGAAACACAGAGCUCCCAAGGUAUUAGAUGAGGAGCAUGCUGCACUCCUCAUUGGGAAUCCUCCUGCCGGCGCUGCUCCUGGUGCUGGCCACGUCGCCGCCGGCGGCGCCGCUGUCGCCGGACGGGGUCGCGCUGCUGGCCUUCAAGUCCGCGGUGACCGACGACCCGACGUCGGCGCUGUCCGCGUGGUCGGCCAACGACACGGACCCGUGCCGCUGGCCGGGGGUGGCCUGCGUCAACACCUCCUCCUCCGAGGCGCGCGUGGCCGGCGUGGCCGUCGCGGGGAAGAACCUCUCCGGCCACCUCCCGCCCGAGCUCGGCUCGCUCUCCUUGCUCCGCCGGCUCAACCUCCACGGCAACCGGCUCUCCGGCGCCGUCCCGCCGGCGCUCUCCAACGCCACGUCCCUGCGCUCCGUCUUCCUCUACGACAACAACCUCACCGGCGCCUUCCCGGCCUCGCUCUGCGACCUCCCGCGCCUGCAGAACCUCGACCUCUCCAAGAACGCGCUCGCCGGCCCGCUCCCGCCGGCGCUCGGGCGCUGCAGGCAGCUGCAGCGGCUGCUCCUUGCAAACAAUGGGUUCUCCGGUCGCAUACCGGCCGCCGCCUUGCCGCACAUGGAGAGCCUGCAGCUGCUCGACCUGUCGUCCAACUCCCUCACGGGCGCCAUCCCGCCUGAGCUCGGCAAGCUCCAGGCGCUGGCCGGCACGCUGAACGUCUCCCGCAACCGCCUCUCCGGCGCGGUGCCGCCGGAGCUAGGACGUCUCCCGGCGACCGUCACCCUCGACCUCCGCUUCAACAACCUCUCCGGCGAGAUCCCGCAGUCCGGGUCCCUCGCCAGCCAGGGCCCCACGGCCUUCCUCAACAACCCCGGGCUCUGCGGCUUCCCGCUCCAGGUCCCCUGCCGCGCGGCCCCGCCGUCGGCAUCGUCCUCCACGCCGCCUCCGACCACCACUGGCUCCGGCGGCAGCGCCGGCGGCCCUAGCCAGCCGAUGAAGACCAGCCUCAUCGUGCUCAUCUCAGUCGCCGACGCGGCCGGCGUGGCCCUCAUCGGAGUCAUCGUGGUGUACAUAUACUGGAAGCUGCGCGACCGGCGCGGGGACAGCGACGGCGACGAUGAGGAGGAGGAGGGGCGAGGGCUCUUCGCCUGCCCGUGCAUGCGCGCAAACACCUGCGGCGACUCGUCGGAAGGGUCGGACGCCGGGGGCGACGAGAAGAAACGCGGCGGCGGGGGCGGAGGCGGAGGCGGCGAGGACGGGGAGCUGGUGGCGAUCGACAAGGGGUUCCGGAUGGAGCUGGACGAGCUGCUGCGGUCGUCGGCGUACGUGCUGGGGAAGGGCGGGAAGGGGAUCGUGUACAAGGUGGUGGUGGGCAACGGGACGACGCCGGUGGCCGUGCGGCGGCUGGGCGGCGGCACCGCGGCGCCGGAGCGGUACAAGGAGUUCGCGGCGGAGGCCGGCGCCGUCGGGCGCGUGCGGCACGCCAACGUGGUGCGGCUGCGCGCCUACUACUGGUCGCCCGACGAGAAGCUCGUCGUCACCGACUUCAUCAACAACGGCAACCUCGCCUCCGCCCUGCGCGGGCGCUCCGGGCAGCCGAGCCUGUCGUGGUCGCUGCGGCUCCGCAUCGCCAAGGGCGCGGCGCGCGGGCUGGCGCACCUCCACGAGUGCAGCCCCCGGCGGUACGUCCACGGCGAGGUCAAGCCUUCCAACAUCCUCCUCGACGCCGACUACAACGCCCUCGUCUCCGACUUCGGCCUCGCCCGCCUCCUCACCAUCGCCGGAUGCGCCGACUCUGCGGGCGCCGGCGCCGGCGGCAUAAUGGGCUGCGCUCUCCCGUACGUCAAGCCCCCCGUGCCGGACCGGCCCAACGCGUACCGCGCCCCGGAGGCUCGCGUGCCCGGCUCCCCCCCGAGCCAGAAGUCCGACGUCUACUCCUUCGGCGUCCUGCUGCUGGAGCUGCUCACCGGGCGCUCGCCCGAGCAGGCGUCGCCCUCCGGCUCCUCGGCGUCCUUCUCGGGGCCUGGCGCUGGCGCCGCCGAGGGGCAGCAGGCGCCGGAGAUCGUGAGGUGGGUGCGGCAGGGGUUCGAGGAUGCGCGGCCGCUGUCGGAGCUGGCCGACGAAGCGAUGCUGCGGGACGCCGGCGCGCGCAAGGAGGUGGUGGCCGCGUUCCACGUCGCGCUUGGGUGCGUCGAGGCCGACCUGGAGCGGCGGCCGCGGAUGAAGGCCGUUGCCGACAGCCUCGACAAGAUUGGGUCGUGAGAACAGGGCGCCCCUCUUUGCCGCCCGUUGUCAGUUGUCAGAACUGGUUCGCCGGAGAACGUCUCAUUUUCUUUGCACUUACUUAAUUUUUCGUAUUAUGUAUAUCAUUUUUAGGAACCUUUGUGUAAAUUUUUCCUUUUUCUUUGGGUCUUCUCCGUUCUCUGAAAUUAUUUUGAAUGUUAUAGCAACUUA